GAGAGAGACAGGGGUUAGCUGCUUUCCAGGCAGUUGGCAAUGGCUGCCACACUGUGUCACCUGAACCAUGGUUCUGGGCUCAAGAAACUCAAUGACUACCUCUUGAAUUGUCCUAAUAUUACAAGGUCUUAUCAACUAUCCCCACUUUCUGGUGCUGCUGGGACUCGAAGGUAUUACAAUAGGAUUUGCAUAAGAAAACUGGAGGUCGAGCGACAGAAAGGAAGUAAAUGUUGUUUCUCAAGGUGUAGGGCAGAGCUUUGGGACAAUACUUACAAAGAGGAGACAGAUUAUAUUUCUAGAGCAACCUUAAUAUGGAGAGCGAUCAAAUUACCAAUAUAUUCUGUUGCCUUGGUUCCUCUCACUGUGGGAAGCGCAGCUGCUUAUUUUCAUACAGGCUUAUAUUCUGCUAGGCGCUAUUUUGUGCUCUUGGCUUCCUCAAUUCUUAUCAUCACGUGGCUCAACUUAAGCAACGACGUUUAUGAUUUUGAUACAGGAGCAGAUAAGAACAAGAAAGAAUCAGUUGUAAACAUAGUUGGCAGUCGUACAGGAACCAUAGUUGCUGCUUGGUUAUUGCUUGCUCUUGGUUUCAUGGGGCUUACUUGGGUAGCUGUUGAGGCUGCAAAUAUGCGUUCAUUAUUCUUACUGGCUUCUGCAGUCACUUGUGGUUACAUAUAUCAGUGCCCACCAUUUCGGCUAAGUUAUCAAGGAUUAGGAGAGCCCUUAUGCUUUGCAGCAUUUGGCCCGUUUGCUACUACUGCUUUUUAUUUAUUGCAGAGCAGCACAAGUAGUGAGCUCCCCAUAACUGGCACCAUCUUUUCUGGAUCGCUCCUGGUUGGCUUCACAACAACCCUAAUCCUUUUCUGUAGUCACUUUCAUCAGGUAGAAGAUGAUAGAGCCGUCAGCAAAAUGUCCCCUUUGGUGAGGCUUGGCACCAAAAGAGGUUCACAGGUGGUGAAAGUGGCUGUGAUCACACUUUAUUCACUUCUGUUUGCUCUUGUUUCUCUGUGCCCUGACAGCAUCAGUGGGAAAACUAGUGGUCAGCUUUGCUGAGGAGAAUCACAAGGACAAAACAAAGAUCUUUAUGGCAAAGUAUUACUGUGUGAGACUGCAUACCAUAUUUGGGGCCGCAUUGGCCACUGGGCUGGUGGUAGGUGGUAUGAUCACGCGAAAAUACGCUCCCAAUCCAAUAUUGCUUUAGAGUUUCUGCACCUUGAAUCCUCAAGUUCAUUAGGUAAGGAUGGAAAUUCAAGCUAUCGAUUCUUACAGCAUAUUCAAUGCAACUCAAUUUCAUGAUCUGCAUCUAACUAUAGAGAAGAGACUCUACUGUAUAUACAUGUUUUGGUCAUGUAUGACUAGUUUUUACUAGCAACGGCUCUUUGAAUAUAUCUCCCUGAUCCCUUCUUUUGCCCCCAAAACUGGUUUUUUUUGUUGUUAAGAACAGGGUGUUUAGAGCUACAAGAUGGAAGAGCUAGUUCUAGUUAUACCUUGUUUACAAAUUGUUAAAGGAAGAGCUACUGAUACUUAGCAUAUCCUGGCUUCAGCUUUAAUGAAGUUGCAUCCUCUCUGGACCUUCGAGCUGAGCCCAUCAUGGUUUAAUACUGUUGAUUUUUGUACCUUGUUGUGACUAAUUUUCUAAUUUGAACGAGGGGAACAAUGUAGUGCCUUUUGGAGGUGGUAUAUGGACUUGUGUAUGUUUGCCUUUAGAAUUUUUCUGUGAAACACUAUUAAGCGAUCUGAUUUGAUGUUGGAUGAGUACUUAUAUUUGUGUGAUGAAUUUAUGUUUGUUAAUAAUAAUAAAAAAAAGGUAUUGCAAUUUUAGUU
This is a messenger RNA of Ilex paraguariensis (yerba mate), 1821 nucleotides long. NCBI's taxonomy places the organism in Eukaryota, Viridiplantae, Streptophyta, Magnoliopsida, Aquifoliales, Aquifoliaceae. The record is from the annotation of a GenBank genome assembly.